Pipistrellus nathusii (Nathusius's pipistrelle) is the source of this 1392-nucleotide messenger RNA. NCBI's taxonomy places the organism in Eukaryota, Metazoa, Chordata, Mammalia, Chiroptera, Vespertilionidae. The record is from the annotation of a GenBank genome assembly.
AUGGCAGCCUCCCGAGCCCACCUGGGGGCGGGGCGGGGCGGCCAGCUGGCGUCACCAGGACAACGGGCGUUGCUGCCGCCGUGUGACUCCGGGCUGUGGGCGCGCUGGCGGCUGUCCGCCAUGGUUUUCUCAAAUAAUGAUGAAGGCCUUAUUAACAGAAAGUUACCAAAAGAACUUCUUUUAAGAAUAUUUUCCUUCUUGGAUAUAGUAACUUUGUGCCGAUGUGCACAGAUUUCCAAGGCUUGGAAUGUCUUAGCCCUGGAUGGAAGCAACUGGCAAAAAAUAGACCUUUUUAACUUUCAAACAGAUGUAGAGGGCCGCGUGGUGGAGAACAUCUCCAAGCGCUGCGGUGGGUUCCUGCGGCAGCUCAGCUUGCGAGGCUGUAUCGGUGUCGGCGACUCCUCGCUGAAGACCUUUGCACAGAACUGCCGAAACAUCGAACACUUAAACCUCAAUGGGUGCACAAAAAUCACUGACAGCACGUGUUACAGUCUCAGCAGAUUCUGUGCCAAGCUAAAACAUCUGGAUCUGACCUCCUGCGUGUCCAUUACCAACAGCUCCUUAAAGGGGAUCAGUGAGGGCUGCCGGAACCUGGAGUACCUGAACCUCUCGUGGUGCGAUCAGAUCACGAAGGAUGGCAUUGAGGCCCUGGUGCGCGGCUGCCGAGGCCUGAAGUCCCUGCUCCUGCGGGGAUGCACGCAGUUAGAAGAUGAAGCUCUAAAACACAUUCAGAAUUACUGCCAUGAGCUCGUGAGCCUCAACCUCCAGUCCUGCCCACGCAUUACGGACGAAGGCGUUGUGCAGAUCUGCAAGGGCUGCCCCCGGCUGCAGGCCCUCUGCCUGUCUGGCUGCGGCAACCUCACGGACGCCUCUCUAUCAGCCCUGGCGCUGAACUGCCCGCGACUUCAGAUUUUGGAGGCUGCCCGGUGUUCCCAUUUGACCGAUGCAGGCUUUACACUCUUAGCUCGGAAUUGCCAUGACCUUGAGAAGAUGGAUCUGGAAGAAUGUGUCCUGAUAACCGACAGCACGCUCAUCCAGCUCUCCAUCCACUGUCCUAACCUGCAAGCCCUGAGCCUGUCCCAUUGUGAGCUCAUCACAGAUGAUGGAAUCCUGCACCUGAGCAAUAGCUCCUGUGGCCAGGAGAGGCUGCAAGUUCUGGAAUUGGACAACUGCCUCCUCAUCACCGACGUGGCCCUGGAGCACCUGGAGCACUGCCAGGGCCUAGAGCGCCUGGAGCUGUACGACUGCCAGCAGGUGACCCGCGCAGGCAUCAAGCGGAUGCGGGCUCAGCUCCCUCACGUCAAAGUCCAUGCCUACUUUGCACCCGUCACCCCACCGACAGCAGUGGGAGGAAGUGGCCAUCGGCUGUGCAGGUGUUGUGUCAUUCUCUGA